Messenger RNA from Thyridium curvatum, 2013 nucleotides. RefSeq lists its product as uncharacterized. The coding region runs from base 1 to 2013 and encodes 670 amino acids. Gene Ontology annotation, biological process: DNA-templated transcription. Gene Ontology annotation, molecular function: zinc ion binding; DNA binding. Gene Ontology annotation, cellular component: nucleus. The record is from RefSeq and is a predicted model, not a curated record. The transcript has 7 exons. Lineage: Eukaryota; Fungi; Ascomycota; Sordariomycetes; Thyridiales; Thyridiaceae.
AUGCGCUGGGCGUGGCUCCGAGGCGAAGGAAUGGACGCCUGCAAGCCUGCAAUCCGUGCCGGCGGAGGAAAGUCGCCUGUGACCACACCCUGCCCGUCUAAUGACGCCACGCCGUCGAAUACCCGAGGCUCAAUAGCCUCGCUCAGCGGCGCUGCCGGCCCGGCCCAUCAGCCCGGGCCAGUCUUGAUGAGUCCACAGGUCGACUCAUCCGAAACGAUAUCAGUCGUUGAGACGCCGGAUCGGCCCAAUGCUCGAACGAGUGCUUUGCCCGGCUAUCUCGGAGCCACAAGCUUCUCAGCUGUCUUUCAAGAGACUCAGGAUCAUCUGCUGGGUCCUAACAGUGUCCCUUCCACAGAACCUACAACUGUUCAAAAUACCCCGGGAGCGACUGAUACUAUCCCGACAGCUACGAACCUGGACAAGAAAUCACUGGACAUGGCAAUCAAUCUCUUGACUCUAAUACCAGAUGAGCCAGUGGCUCUCGAAUACUUCUACGGUCAUAUCAACCCGAAUGAUGGAUGGUCCCGUCUCGCAGGAGAGCGGGUUCUACUAUCACUGUUUGACACGUUCAGGGACACCCUUAAAGCUAAAACCCCGUCCCAGUUGCAGAGGAUGGCAGAAGUCCUAGCCGAGAACUCCUCCCGGGAGUUCCAAGAGAGUCAAGUUGACCCUGAUGAGUGGAUAGCCUCCUUUUCCGGGCCAAAUCUACGAUGGGAAUCACUUGGCAUUCUUUUUACGUACUGGUCGUAUGGCACCUUCGUAGUCACAGACCGCGGUCGUACUCUCUUUGUAGGACACUCCAGAAAGCUCAUGGCGCUUUACAAAAAGUGUGCAAUGGACUGCGUAUCACUAGGAAGUCGAGCCGGCCAAUGCAACUCCUUGAUCAUAUAUACUAUGUUCAAGUCAACCAUCAUCGAAUCAAACGUCUCCGGCGAUGCUAGCUUUACCACGUGGAGAGAACAUGGUGAUAUGAUUGCUGCCACGACAUAUCUCGGCUUACACGUAGCCACAAGUUGUCCCAAACCUGACGACUCAGUGGCUGCCCAUGUAUGGAGACGGCUAGCAGCCGUUGUGUACAACAUCGACAAAGUUGUGAGUGUGUUUACAGGCAGGCCACCGCUGCUCAGCAGACGCUAUUUCUCCACUCCACUGCCCCUCGACCUUUCAGACGAGGACCUGCUUUCUCCACCAAGUGUCCUCCAGGCGAGAAUCAAGGAACUGGAUUCGGACGGAUGGAAUCGGCAUAACCACACGCUUGGAUCCUCUACAAUUCUACGAGCUAGAGCCAAGAUGGCUCUGGUCAAAGACAGUAUUUUGGAAAUGGUUCUCGGUAAUGGCAUUCGGGACGCCGAACAGCUCCACCGGCUGCGACAAGAGCAAUUGUCACUCUUUGCAAAUUUUCCACCGAAGCUACAUUACUCUUCCGAUGACCUUUGCCAUCCGGAGUUUGAUGUCGGGAAGGUCUAUGCCACCUUGCUUGUCAGAUUGGAGCAUCUCCAGAACCUGUUCUUUCUCGAAAGACUCAUAUCAGAAGGGACUGAGGGUCCUACAAACGAUCUCGUUGACGUUAGCUUCGAGAUGGUGUCAUUGACAGUGCUUUUCUGGACACAUUCAGACAAGUUUCACUGUUUAAAAGGCGACUUUGAAUGGAUGGUCGUGUCCUUCGCUACGCCCGCAGCAGGUAUUUUAUGUCUUAGCCUGCUGAGACCACGAGCUGGCGACCCUGGAGCUCAACCGGCCUCGUUUCCAAGUAGGUCGGAGAUCAUACAACAACUGAGCCUCUUGAUCGGGUUUCUCGAUUGGGUCGGUCCAACUCAGCCCAACAAUGAUCUGUGUGCUAGGGUGAAAGAAGUCAUUAAGCGGGUACUGGACCACACGCUCAACGCUCCCGGCGUCCAAAUGACGACCAGCGAGGUAGCGGAGAUGGACUGGGGAAUACCAAACGACAUGAACGAUAUAUUCAAUUUCGAGCUGCUAGACACCUUUGACUGGCUGAGGCAGGACACCCUAUAG